Grammomys surdaster is the source of this 4254-nucleotide messenger RNA. RefSeq lists its product as uncharacterized. Gene Ontology annotation, molecular function: nucleic acid binding; RNA-DNA hybrid ribonuclease activity. The record is from RefSeq and is a predicted model, not a curated record. Gene Ontology annotation, biological process: DNA integration. NCBI's taxonomy places the organism in Eukaryota, Metazoa, Chordata, Mammalia, Rodentia, Muridae.
AAACCUCUGGGGGCAGUAAAGAACAAAUGAACUCUGGUAAUUGGGGCCACAGGACAAAAACAGUGUCCUUGGACCACCUCCCGGAAGGUAAACCUUGGGAAGAACCAAGUGUCCCACUCAUUUUUGGUUAUUCCAGAGUGCCCCUUAUUGGGCAGAGACUUGUUGACAAAACUAAAGGCCCAAAUUACUUUUACCUCCACUGGACCAGAAUUGUCCUGGGGGACAGAGAUACCCCAAGCCUUAAUCCUGUCCCUCCAAUUAGGAGAAGAAUACCGGCUAUACCAAGAAACAACAAAGCCCCCAGAAGGGAUACAGAACUGGUUAACUCGAUUUUCCCAAUCUUGGGCCAAAACAGGGGGGAUGGGGAUGGCAAACAAGCCCCCUCCUGUAGUUAUUGAACUCAAAUCUGGAGCUACACCUAUUGGAGUUCGACAAUACCCCAUGAGCAAAGAAGCAAGAGAGGGCAUAAGGCCCCACAUUGAGAGACUGAUACAGCAGGGAGUCUUAGUCCCCGCCUGCAGGUCCCCAUGGAACACUCCUUUGUUGCCAGUAAGAAAACCAGAGACUAAUGAUUUUCGUCCAGUCCAGAACCUUAGGGAAGUUAAUAAGAGGGUAGAAGAUAUCCACCCUACAGUACCAAAUCCCUAUAACUUGCUCAGUACAUUGCCACCUGAGCAGACCUGGUAUCCAACCAUCCUAGAUUUAAAAGAUGCCUUUUUCUGCCUGAGAUUACAUCCUAAUAGCCAGCCUUUGUUCACCUUUGAAUGGUGGGACCUGGAGAGCGGAAGAGUCAGACAGCUCAUGUGGACGAGACUGCCUCAGGGAUUCAAAAACUCUCCCACCUUGUUCGAUGAGGCUUUACAUCGAGACCUCGCCACCUUCCACACCAAAUAGCCCCAGGUGACCCUUAUACAAUAUGUAGAUGACCUCUUGUUGGCUACAGAAACCCGUGAAGAAUGUGAACAUGGGAUCCAGAAGGUCCUGGCCGAGUUGGGUGAGUUGGGGUAUCGGGUUUCUGCUAAAAAGGCACAGCUGUGCCGGACAGAAGUGACUUAUUUGGGAUACAUCCUGAGAGAUGGACAGAGAUGGCUGACUGAUGGCAGGAAGCAGACUGUGAUGCAGAUCCCAACCCCAACCAGCCCCUGCCAGGUAAGAGAGUUCCUGGGGACAGCAGGGUUCUGUAGACUGUGGAUAUCAGGGUUUGCUGCUUUGGCUGUCCCACUGUAUCCUCUCACCAAAGAGAAAGGGGAAUUCAUCUGGACCAAGGACCAUCAGAAGGCCUUUGACACCCUGAAAAAGGCCCUGCUACAAGCACCUGCUCUAGCCUUGCCUGAUUUGACUAAGCCAUUUACCUCAUACAUUGAUGAGCAGAGGGGAAUAGCUUGAGGAGUCCUGACUCAGACCUUAGGGCCAUGGAGAUGCACUGUAGCUUAUCUGUCUAAAAAAUUAGACCCAGUGGCCAGUGGGUGGCCCUGCCUGUGAGUGAUAGCAGCAACGGCUGUGCUGGUGAAAGAUGAUAAGCUAACCCUGGGCCAAAAUGUGAGUGUGGUGGCCCUCCAUGCCCUAGAAAGCAUUAUCAGACAGCUGCCAGACCAGUGGAUGACCAACGCCCGGAUGACUCACUUGUUGAGCUUGUUGUUGACUGAAUGGGUAACUUUUGCCCCUCCGGCUAUCCUUAAUCCUGCCACCCUGCUGCCUGAGACCACUGAGAGCCCAGUAUAUCGGUGCAAAGAGAUACUGGCUGAAGAGGUGGGGAUCUGGCCCGACCUGACUGACCAGCCAUGGCCAGGAGCACCAGCCUGGUUCACUGAUGGAAGCAGCUUCAUGGUAGAAGGUAAGCGGAGGGCUGGGGCAGCGGUAGUGUAUGGAAAGACUGUCAUAUGGGCCAGCAGCUUACCAGAAGGGACGUCGGCCCAGAAAGCAGAACUUGUUGCUUUAACUCAAGCUCUAAGACUGGCAGAAGGAAAAACUAUUAACAUUUACACUGACAGCCGGUAUGCUUUUGCCACAGCCCAUGUCCAUGGGGCAAUUUAUAGACAAUGUGGACUGCUGACAUCUGCUGGUAAAGAUAUUAAAAACAAAGAAGAGAUUCUCAGUUUAUUAGAGGCUAUCCAUUUGCCCCACAAAGUGGCUAUCAUACACUGUCUAGGACAUCAGAAAGGGACUGGCCCUAUAGAAAGAGGGAACCAAAUGGCAGAUUAUAUGGCAAAAGAAGCCACACAGGGACCCAUGAUCCUGCCGGCCAAGGUGGGGCACAGGCCCCCAGAAAAAAAUGUUGAAAAGCCAGGAAGCGUCCUCUCCAGAGAGGAGACACUGGACUACCUGACUGGUAUACAUCAGCUCACCUACUUUGGACCAAAAAAGAUGAUGAAAUUAGCUAACAAAUCUCCCUAUCAUAUUCCAAGACUGCAACAGAUGGCUAGAGACAUAGUAAGAAGAUGUAAGGCAUGUGCCUUCACUAAUGCUGGAUCCAGCCGAGGCUUGGAAAGAAAGUGGCUGAGGGGAGAUCGACCUGGGACCUAUUGGGAGGUUGACUUCACUGAAGUUAGACCUGCCCGAUAUGGAAAUAAAUAUCUACUAGUUUUUAUAGACACUUUUUCAUGGUGGGUGUAGACAUUCCCCACCAAGAAAGAAACGGCCAACAUGGUGGCCAAGAAGAUACUGGAAGAGAUUCUGCCCAGGUUCGGAGUACCUAAGGUAAUUGGGUUGGACAACGGGCCUGCCUUCGUUACCCAGGUAAGCCAGGGUUUGGCCAGACAACUAGGGAUCAUGUGGAAAUUACAUUGUUCUUAUAGACCCCAGAGCUCAGGGCAGGUAGAAAGAAUGAAUAGAACUAUAAAAGAGACCUUGACAAAAUUGAGCUUAGAGACUGGUGGGGGUGACUGGACAGCCUUUCUCCCUCUUGCCUUGUUCCGGGUGCAGAACACAUCAGGACCUUCGGGGUUGACUCCCUUUGAGAUUAUGUUUGGUUCUCCUCCUCCAAUAUAUGAAACCCUAGAGAGCUGUGCCUGCCCUGAUGACAGCUCUAUCCCAUUAUCUUCUUUCCUAGCCCUCCUGAAAGCUCUAGAGAUAGUCAGAAAAGAAGUCUGGGAGCAGCUGAAGGACACCUAUGCUCCUAGAGACACUGCUGUUCCUCACAAGUUUGAAGUCGGAGACGCUGUUUUAAUACGGAGACAUCGAGUGGGGAAUCUCGAGCUGUGGUGGAAAGGAUCCUACCUGGUACUGUUAACUACCCCGACUGCCGUUAAGGUGGACGGGAUCCCCACCUGGGUUCACGCUUCACAUGUGAAAAGGGCACCCCCGGACUCCUGACAAGAUGGGUGGACUGUGGAACGGACUGAUAAUCCUCUUAAGCUGCGCCUACAUAAUAGAUGUAAAAACUGGAACAGUGCACAAUGGAUUGCCCCUCCAGGUACUUGGUGGCCAACCUUGUACUUCUGUUUCUGACAGAUCAACUGUGCAGCCGCAAGUACUCUUCCCAAUAUGGUAUGCAGGUUUGGGUUUUACAGCUGUCCUGAUACUGAUAGAGGCAUGCAUUGUGGAGGCCCUCAAGAAUUCUUUUUUAGAAAGUGGAGUUGUGUUACCUCGAAUGAUGGAGAUUGGAGGUGGGAUAGUUCAUCCACCCAAGACAGAGUGUUUUUUUCCUUCGCUAAUCCAGGGCCAAGCAGAUUUGUGGAAAUGGAACUGUACAAAGAUAAGCCAUGCUCCACGGCUGAUGUAGAUGUCAUAAAGGUAGAAUUUACUGAAAAGGGUAAGACAACUGACUUUUCUAGGUUGCAUAAUGGCAUGAAAUGGGGCCUAGUCUUUUAUAAGUAUGGAGGAGGGACAGGAUCUGUCCUCCUCAUUCACUUGAAGAUAGAAGGUCUUCCUGCCCAGCUGAUAGGCCCCAACCAAGUGUUACCGGAACAAAGACCACUUCCACAUGAUGGUCUGAUAGCUCCUGUGCCACCCACGGAAGGGGUUUUUCUCGCUAGAUCCCCUUUCACCACUACAUCCAUUCCAAGCACUGCACAAAGACUGUUGAAUUUAAUUCAAGGGGCUUUUACUGUGUUAAAUGGCUCACAGCCUGAGAUGACCAAGUCUUGCUGGCUCUGCCUUUCUUCAGGGCCCCCUAUUAUGAAGGCCUCACUACAACAGGGACUUUUAACACUACCACCAGCCAUGAGGCCUGUGCAUGGAACAGUAAGAAUAGACUUACUCUCCCUGAAGUUUCAGGACAAGGACUUUGUUUGGGAAGCCCUCUGCCGCCUAUAG